AUGGGCUACGACAUGGGGGUCAUCUCCAUCAUCAACGUGAUGGAUCAGUUCCACCAGGUCUUUCCCCGAUCCGAAACGUCGUUUGGAAAAGGUCUCAUGACAGGCAUGUUGCUGCUGGGGGCCUUUGUCGGCUGUCUCUUCAUGUCCUAUCUCGCCGAUCGCAUCUCCCGCAAAUGGGCGUUGACCGUGGUGGUGGUCAUCUUCGACAUCGGAGCCAUCCUGCAGACAGCUGCUGUCAAUUAUGAUAUGCUGGUCGCUGGUCGAUUCAUUGGUGGCAUUGGCGUGGGGACUUUGGCAAUGGGUGCCCCACUGUACAUCUCCGAGGUCUCCCCUCCCGAACUGCGAGGCGUUCUCCUCGUACUCGAGUCCGUCUCCAUCACCCUUGGCGUUGUGAUCGCCUACUGGAUCACCUAUGCCACUCGCCACAUCGACGGAGAAGCCUCCUUCCGCGUCCCGUUCGGGCUGCAGAUGGUCACCGCCACCCUCCUAGGCGCGGGCAUUCAUCUAUUUCCAUACUCCCCGCGUUGGCUCGCCCUCGUCGACCGACAAGAGGAAUGUCUCGCCAGCCUCGCCAAACUCCGACGCCUUCCGACCACCGACGUCCGAGUGCAAGCCGAGUACACCGCGAUUGUCUCCGAAGUCAAAUUCCAGCGGCUCGUCCAAGAGCGCAGACACCCCGGUGCAUCGGGCCUCAAACUGGAGCUGGUCUCCUGGCUCGACCUCUUCCGUAGUGGCAUUUGGAAACGCGUCGCUGUGGGCUGUGGCGUCGCAUUCUUUCAGCAGUUCUCGGGAAUCAACGCUUUUAUUUACUACGCGCCAACACUGUUCGAAUCGCUCGGUCAAUCGAACGAGAGAUCGCUUGUUUUGUCAGGUGUUUUCAAUGUGCUGCAGGUUGUUGCAGCCAUCAUCUGCACCUUUAUUAUUGAGUCAGUUGGACGUCGACCACUCGCCAUCUACGGUGCCUUCGGAAUGACAAUAUCGUAUGCAAUCAUUGCGGUGUUGAGCGGGCUCUUCUCGAGCAACUGGCCCGGCCAUCCGGCUGCGGGAUGGGCAUGCGUGGCUAUGGCGUUCGUCUUCAUUCUGGUGUAUGGAGUCUCAUAUUCCCCUCUGGGGUGGGCGCUCCCCGCGGAAGUCUUUCCCAACGCGUGUCGCUCCAAGGGGGUGGCGCUGGCGACGUGCACCAUCUGGCUUUCCGACUUUGUAGUGGGUAUUGUCACCCCGUCGAUGCUGGCGGAUAUCGGGUACCGGACGUACAUUUUCUUCGCGGUGAUGUGUACGCUGGCGGGUGUGUGGGCGUUCUUCCUAGUUCCAGAAACAAGCGGCAAGACGCUGGAGGAGAUCGACUCGUUGUUUGGGGAUGCAGGGGGGCAUCAGGAGAGGCACCUCGUUCGUGAAGCGCUGGCUGAGGCCGGGAAUAGGGUGUAA
This is a messenger RNA of Aspergillus fijiensis CBS 313.89, 1425 nucleotides long. RefSeq names its product sugar porter family MFS transporter. The transcript has 2 exons. The record is from RefSeq and is a predicted model, not a curated record. Gene Ontology annotation, molecular function: carbohydrate:proton symporter activity. Bases 1 to 1425 code for a protein of 474 amino acids. Gene Ontology annotation, biological process: transmembrane transport; carbohydrate transport. Gene Ontology annotation, cellular component: membrane. Lineage: Eukaryota; Fungi; Ascomycota; Eurotiomycetes; Eurotiales; Aspergillaceae.